AUGGAGAGGCAGAGGUCAGGACAGGGGCUGCGCGAGCUCCUCGCGGAUAUGACUGACUGCGACAAGGAUCGAAGGUAUAUGGCCGCAUGCGAUCUCACCGCGCUCGUCGUCGGCGCUCAAGUGGAAGUGGAAUAUACCGUCCAGGACCACGUCGUGCGCGCGCUGCUCAGGCAGCUCGAAGAUUCCUCCAUCGACGUUCAGGGAAAUGCCGCGAAGUGUCUGUCAAUGUUCACGGCGCGGCUGAGCGAUGAGCAUCUGGAAAGCGUCCUCCUGCAGUUGAUUCGCGCGGCGCUUGACCGACAUAGCGCAGUUCGCGACAUAUACGCCGCCUGCCUCAAAUGUGUCAUUGGAGAGCUGCCGGAUACCUCGUCGGUCACCUUCGCAGCAAGCGUGUUACCAGAGUUGAAACGGGCGCUGGCGACGGCCGCGCGGCAGCCGCGGGGCUCCGAGGAGGAGGCCCUGGAGAUUUUCACAGAGACGCUGCGGCGCUUCCGCUCUCGAGCGGAAAUGUGGCGCCGCGCGGGCGAGGACUUUCUGGGUCCGGUGCUUGACAUUCUGAAGAGUUCGACGCUUCCGCUGGCCGUUCAAAAGAAGGCGCUGACGUCCUUGGGGCCUCUCGCCGUCGUGCUUCCGUCGACGUCAAGGCACUCGCUGUUCCGCUUCCUGCUGGCUGAGGUUUCGUCGCCUUCGGCUGCUGCCGCGUUCUCUUCAUUUCUCUUUGCUCAAGCUCUCGCGCACGUCGUGCGGCACCUGGAGGCGGCGGCCCUGGCGCCGUACGUCGACAAGCUCGCGGUGUUUUUUUUCUCCCUCAUCAGCAAGCAGCUGGACGAGGCCGCCGCAGGCGACGACGCGGAGGUCCGCAGGCCCAUUGGCAGCCCGCAGAGCGCGGCGGGGGCGGCAUUCUGCUCGCCAGAAGCGCGGCACGAAGUCGUGGAGCUGUCGCUUGCGUCGCUCGAGGCGUUUUUUUUGCGGUGCCCUGAUGCCAUGGCUACGCACGCGGACGCACUCGACCCGCUCCUGCAGCGCCUGCUGGCCUACUUCCCCAACGUCUACGCGCACUCGGAGGCUGACCGCGACGGCCGCGAGAACUUUGAGGACGAGGAAACCCUCGGUUUCGAAAAGGACUUUGAUUUCAACGAUGAAGAGCAGGACGACGACUCCUCCUGGAGAGUCCGCAAGGGCGCCCUCAAGGUUUUGCGGGCACAGGCUCAGGCGUUUCCUGAGCGGGAGGCGAUUUUUUAUGAAAAGUUUCUUCCGGCGCUGCUCCAGUCGACGCGCGACCAGGACGAGACGUUGCAGUACGAAGCUCUGGAGACCCUCGACGAGGUGCUGCGCGCCUCCCUGCGCUGUCAGUGCCACGAUAUCGUUGCCCUGCCGACCUCUCCGUCUUCAUCAGCGUCGCCUUUUUCUGCGUCGCCAGCGCCUGCGGAGGACAGGGGGGGACGCGAGGCGCAGUCGCGGUCUCUGAAGCGCAUCCGACUUACUGCCAAGCCCCUCGAGCGCGCGCUGCCUUCGAUUUUGGCGGCGCUGCAGCGGGUGCUGGCGACGUCGCGGUGUGUGCGCCUGCGUUUGGCGUGCCUGGGCGCGCUGCAAAACGCACUGUUCGCAGUUCCGGAGGACGUUAUGCUUGCGCUGCCUGAGUGGCGCAAGCUCGUGCUCGCGUCACUGCGCGACGUGUCGAACGGCUCCGUGCGGCUGGCGGCUUUGCAGGUUGUCUCGGCCUUCUUGCUGGCGCACCCGGGGUUGCGGGCUUCGAGUCCCGCCUCUGCGACGCCCCACUCGUCGCCGGCGCGGCGAGGGAGCGCCGGUGCCGGGAGGGGCGGCCGCUUCCUGGCGAGUCUCUUCCCCUCGUUUUUCGCGUCCUUCUCCUGCUCGUCGCUGGGAGACGGCGGCGAGCGAGGACGCCUGAUUCUCCGCGAAGAGGGCGGCCGCGAAAUCGUCGCGGCUCGCCGGAAGGAAGGAGCGACGGCGCUGCUGGCGCACCUCGUCGACCCGCGCCUCGUCGCCCAGGCGUGCCCGCACGCUCUCGAGAGAGAGGAUCACGGCGACGGCGACGACGCGCUGAAGGCCCUGCAUGCGGGCUUCGCGUGCUCGCCGCCCGUGGCCUCGGGGCGAGAGUGCCCGCGGAAACCCUCGCACGGAACCCUGCACGGCCUGGCGCACCCUCACAGCCACCGCCCCGGGAAUGGGAAAGUGCGUGUGGAGGAAGCGGCGCUCAGCGAGCGCGAAGAGCCCGACGACGCAGACUGGGAGAUGGAGGAAGAAGAGGCGCGCGAUAAACUCGCGUGGCGGAAGAAGGAAGAGUUCUUCCUCGACCUGCUCCCUGCAGUCCUCCUGCUGACCCAAGACCCUCAGUACCAAAUCGCGGGCCAGGCGCUCCUCGUCACCGGACACGCCAUUGCGUUCCUUCGUCUCGCGCGCGAGACAGGAGGCGACGAGGCGAGUACGAGCUCUGGGCCUGUGUCUCUGCCGUCCUUCGUUGGACAGGCGCUCGAGGUCCUCAGGAACGUUUUAUCGGUGGCGAACAUCGAUCAAGAUGUCAAGCGCGCGUCGCUGAUUUGCUUCGGUUUCGUCGUCGCUGCCGGCGGAGAGUUCCCGCAAGCGCAGCCGUUCCUUACCCAGUGCUGGCCGCCGUUCAUCGACCGCAUCAAAAAUGAAGUCACUCGGCAAACAGGCUUGGAGGCGCUGGAGGUCGUUUUGUUGUCGCACGCGAGUCUGGAUCUGGUGCCGCACGUGGAGGCGCUCGUCGGCUCGCUCGUCGCGUUCCUAUCGCUGCAGCAGGAAGCGCGGGCGACGCGCCAGGCCUGCCUGGAGAUUCUCUCGGCUCUCGUCGUGCGCUACGGGAAGCAAUUCUCCAAUGAUGCGCUGGCGACCAUGAUCAGGGCGCUCGCUCAGCAGCUGACUCCCGCGGACGUGACCUUCAGCGAGGCCUGCCUUUUGCUUCUUCUCCUCGCCCUGCGAAAUCAGCCGGAGGCCUCUGCGCGCCUCGCGCGCGACGUCAUUUUCCCGCAUCUCUUUCUCCUCUUGCGCUCGCCCCUGUUGGACGGUCCAGUGUUGAACGCUGCGUUCCAGUGCCUCUUCGUCUGCCACGCGCAGUUUCCGCAGGUCUUUGACCGUGAGCAGAUUUUUCAGGAGCUCGGUGACGUCGAGGCCGUCCUCGGCGUGGCAGCGGAGGCGGAGAAACUGGCGCAGACGACUUCUCGUCUUGCCGCGCGAGCGGACCUUUCGUGCGCCUUCGCCGCGCCGUCGUUUGUCUCUUCGAAACCCUCUGCGGUCGCCCCUGUGCUGUCUGCGUCUUCGGCGGUUCCGGCCGCUCUUCUGGGAUCGCUCGGUACGCUCGCGCGGAGUCGCGCGGUCGUCGUUGCGGCCGCAGGCGACCCCGACUUUUCCCAGAAAAAACUCGAACAGGAAGUCAAGAUUCUGAGUGAGGCGGGUAGACACGCUCAGCCACUGAUGGGUCCGGACCUCGCGCGAUUUCUGCUCGCGCUUCUGACCGCAGGAGAAAUUGGGCGCUUGGCUCGUCUGGCGCGCGUCCCGGCUGCGGUGGCUGAGGAGGCGUACAACGCCGUCGCGGCGCUCGUUGAGAGCUCGUCGGACUCGCUGUCUCAGCGCAUCGCCGCGCGGGCUCUCGGCGCGCUCGUGUCCGGCGACCUGGCUUGCUUCUUGCUCGCGCUCGUGUCUCUGAUUGAGCGUGCUCACCGCGUCGACGAGCCUGCGGAGACACUUGUGGGCCCAGACGGGCCUGCGGCGGCGGCAGGGCGCCGCUGCAAGCAAUACGUCGUGCUCUCGGCGCUGCGAGACGCACUCGCGCCGCCCGAGCCGUUCCUGCGCGUGCUUACUGAGGGCAGAGACAGCGGAGAUCCCGAAAAGCGCUCGCGGGAAGGCGACGGCGAAGUCGUCAUGAGUGAAGCGGAACACGAGGAGCGAGACGCCUGCCACGCGGGGCUCCUAGCCGAUCUCAUGCGCCCGCACAUCCAGACCGUGUUGCCGUUGUUAACCCAGCUGAGCGCGUGUACAGAGGAGUGCGACCGCUGCGUGGUGUCGGAGUGCUUCGGUGCCCUGCUUCGCCUCGACCCGCCGGCCGUCAUGCCCACGCUCCUCCUUCUAUUGCAGUCGAGCAACGCCGACUCACGACGCACGGCCCUUGGAUGCAUGCGACACCUCGCGGCGUCGCGGGCGCUGCUCGACGAGAAGCAGCGGGAGGCGAUAAAGGCUCCUUUUCUUGCGUGCCAAGCGCAUCCGGACUCUGCGGUGCGUCGAGACUUCAUGGCAGCUCUGCAGGCGCUCGCGGGGCUCCCAGACGGCGAAUGGACAUACCGCUGGUUUUCGCGCGACGAGCUGCAGCAGAUCUUCGAAGCGCUUGCGGCGGAAAUCGACGUCAAGCCCGAGCUCAUUCGGCAAGUGGACCUCGGGCCUUUCCGCCACACAGUGGACGAGGGUCUGCCGCUGCGGAAAGCGGCCUACGCGCUUCUGCGGGCGCUGCUCAGGUCGUCGACGUCGCCCGCCGCGGCCGCCGCGCCGGUGGCGCUCGAGGAGGCAGUCCCGCGCGAGCGUCUGAUUGAGUUCGCAGUGAAGGGCUUGAGCGACGAGAACGAAGACACAACCGUCCUCGCCGCAGCGAUUGUGUCGCAGCUCGCGGCGCCAGUCACCACAGCCGCGAAAACCAGCAAGCGCCGCGUGACCUCGCGGCAGGCCGCGCUCAUUGUCAGUUUGGCGGACGCGGCCGCGGGGCCUCUGGAGCAUCUGGUGAGCCGCGCGGCGGCGUCUCUCCAGCGGCAUAGAGCCGCGCUCGUCGGCGCGUCCGCGGAGGGCAUCGCGACGGCGGCUGAGACGGCGGAGCGUCAGAUGAAUCUGCUCCGCGUCUGGAUUCGCUGCAUGCACCAUCUCGACGUGGCUUUCCAGGCUUCUCGGGGCCGCGAGGCGCGGGCCGCAGGCGCCGGCAAGGGCAAGGAGGUCUGCGCCGAGGCGCAGGCGAAAGCCGCGGCGGCGAAGGCGUUUCCCGCGAUGAAGAAAGUCCACGACGAGAGCGGCGGCGUGUCGUACUACAUCGUGGAUGACGUCAGCCAGCGGCCGGCACCGAAGAAGGAGGAGGGGCGCGCAGAUGCGACCGCCGCCCGCCCCGGCGCCCUCUGGGAAGAGGCGCUGGCGCGCGAGCUCCAAAACCCGAUUUUGCUGCAGGUCUGGCAGCACGUGAGGAAGGGCGAAGAAGGCGACAGCCUCGGCGGCGCUGGUCGCAGAUGA
This is a messenger RNA of Besnoitia besnoiti, 5241 nucleotides long. RefSeq names its product HEAT repeat-containing protein. The transcript is spliced from 21 exons. Lineage: Eukaryota; Apicomplexa; Conoidasida; Eucoccidiorida; Sarcocystidae. The coding region runs from base 1 to 5241 and encodes 1746 amino acids. The record is from RefSeq and is a predicted model, not a curated record. Gene Ontology annotation, cellular component: nucleus. Gene Ontology annotation, biological process: protein ubiquitination; SCF complex assembly.